This is a messenger RNA of Nymphalis io (European peacock), 1725 nucleotides long. RefSeq lists its product as uncharacterized. The transcript has a single exon. The record is from RefSeq and is a predicted model, not a curated record. Lineage: Eukaryota; Metazoa; Arthropoda; Insecta; Lepidoptera; Nymphalidae. The annotation marks the transcript as partial.
AUGAAAAAUAUAACAAUAUUGCUUACGUUGUUUGAAUUUGGAAAAUUUUUAAACGGUUCAGAAAUAAUUAAUCAAGCAGCUAUUAUCGCAAAUCAAGUAUACACAUAUAAUCGCUUGACGUCCGUUGUUUGGUGGCAUAGUGACCAAAAUAACGUAACACAUUUUCUGAAAAAAUUUAAAGGUACAGUAGUUACAGUUAACAUUAUUGACUAUGACCAAUUUAAGGACAUACAUUUUCAUAAAACUGUAUUAUAUCAUCAAACUGUUUUCUUUGCCCACGCUCCAGAUGAGUUUGAAUAUUUUCUCGAAAUGAUAAACCAAGCUACUAUUGUUCCAAUACGUGUGAUUAUGAUUUUGACAAAUAAAAAAACUGAAUCAGUCGAUACAUUCACUAAAAUAGCCUGGAAAAACGAUGUCGGUGAUAUUAUUAUAUUAAGAAUCGAUACAAAAGGUAAAAUCAGAUAUUCAACAUAUAAACCCUAUGGAAACGGAGCUUGUGCUAAUUAUACAGCACUUGAUUUGAAUAUUAACACGAAAUUGAACAAGUCAUUCUUUAUAAGGAAAUACAAUAACUUUCAUAAUUGUCCUAUUCGAGUAACGGCUCUUCAUUUCAUACCUUACGUUGAAUUGACAAAACAAAAUCAUACUAUUACUGAAGUUGGUGGUGUUGACGGCAUUCUACUGAAGUUACUACUGGAAAGACUGAAUUCUUCGUUAGAUAUAAAUUUAUACAAAAAUCGUAGUUCAGGCUCUAAUACAAACACAGCUGAUUUUUUGGACGACUUAGUAAACAACGUUGCAGAUAUAAUAAUACCUGGCCUGAUCUGGACUACAAAAAGAUAUUCUGUUGUACAAGUAUCCUAUGUAUAUAAUAGCAUAAAUGUAGUUUGGUGUUUGCCCAAUCGUCGCGAAAUACUCGAGUGGGCUAAAAUUCUUCUGCCCUUUAUCAACGUGUCAACGCUACUUAUUAUAGCGGGAUUUUUCGUUAUGUUUCUCUUAAUGAAGCUCGUUAAUAAAAUUGCAAAUAGUUCAGAUUCUGACAUAAUUUUUAAAAUGCUGGGAUUAUUUCUCGGUCAAAAUAUAAAUUACUGUUCACGUUACUGGCUAAAAAACAGCUUGUAUAAUUUUUGGAUUUGGUUCUGUAUAAUUGUUCGUAUAUCAUAUCAAGGGAAUCUUAUCGAAGGUUUACAAAAAACUAUCUUAGAACCGAAAAUAUCUACAUUGGACCAAGCGAUGCGAGUUGUAGAUGGAGUUGGUGGUUCGGGAGCAUUUCUAGAAUAUUAUCGCAAUACGUCAAUUGAAAAUAAAUUUAUAAAGUUGAAACUGACGAAUGUUUCAAGUUACAUCAAAGAUAUUGGAGCCGGUAAAAGAUUUUUGCUUGUGGCUGAUUUGUUGCAGUUAAAAUUUUACAACCAAGCUAUACAAAUUCUAGAUGAACGUGUAACGGCCAUGCCAAUAAGUCUUAGUAUGCGGCCUCGUUGGCCGGCUUCUUCUGAAGUUUCUCUUGUUAUUAGACAAAUAGUAGAAUCAGGGCUCUACGCGAAAAUGAAGAACGAUAUAAUCCUGAAAUCAUUAUUACGGUAUGAUAAAUUAAACAAAAUAGAUGACUCUUUAAAACCAAUGGGAAUGGAGAUAUUAAAAUCCUGUUUCUAUGGACUUAUUUGCAUGUACAUAAUAAGUUCAAUCGUGUUUGUUAUAGAAAUAUUAUGGAGUAAGUAUAAAAUA